AUUAAAUUGAAACAAAAUCUUUGUAAAAAAUUUUCUCGAGAAAUUCUCUGUCUACUUGUCCGUUUCGAUCUUCCCUUCAAUGCGCUCCCCUCAAAGGCCUACAAACCACUGUCUACAGUGACCUUAUCCCUUAACAAGUGAACAGAACAUUGGUACUAGGGUGGCUAUGCCUUGACAGUUUUUUCCAUCAUGAACUUUGGGUUUCUUAGUAAUGGCCCAUGGUCCAAGGCUCCAUUAAAGACGGUUCCAUCGGCAGCUUCCAAUUCGAUGGAUGCUCUAAGCAAACAACCAAGAGAAGUACACCAUGACGAUAUCAAGUUAUUGGAUGGUUUUUUUUUUUUUUCCAUCCUUCAAUUUUUACCUUGGACGAGCAAUGCUAGAGACAGAGUUCAAAGACCAACUACUAUCAACAGAGGGUUGAAGAGGCGUGCACAAACUCGUGGGAAUGUUGAAAACAACUUUGGGGCUACUCCUUUGCGCUUUAGGCCAUAUGUUUCCAAGGUUCCAUGGCAUACCGGGGUGAGAGGAUUCCUUUCUCAGCUUUUCCCUAGAUAUGGGCAUUACUGUGGACCAAACUGGUCUAGUGGAAAAGACGGUGGAUCUCCUGUUUGGGACAAGCGGCCAAUAGAUUGGUUGGAUUUUUGCUGUUAUUGUCAUGAUAUAGGGUAUGAUACUCAUGAUCAGGAGCUGCUGAGGGCUGACUUAGCAUUCCUUGAGUGCUUGGAGAGUCGAAAUAUGAGUACAAAGGGAGAUCCUCAUGUUGCUCUUCUUUACAAGACAAUGUGCAUUAAUGGUCUUAAGAACUUCUUAAUACCAUAUAGAAGACAUAUUGUAAGCUUACAAGCUGGUCAACCUUUGGUUCAGUUUGGAUGGCUGAGCAAUUUGAGAUGGAGAAGCUAGAACUUGCAGAAAUCAUGAAUGAUAACUGGUUGGUUAAUGACAGUGAAACUGAUUCAAGACUGGUUGGUUAAUGACAGUGAAACUGAUUCAAGAUCUCUUGGCAGAUGCUACACUGAAAUAUCCCUAGUUACAUGCCAUGAUCUUUGCGUGUCAUAUAUAUAGAUAGAUAGAUAGAUAUCAUGUGCAUAGUUACCAACGUCUUUAUGUCAUCAUUGAAUCAAAACAUCUGAAGUCUGGGUAGCUAUUACAAAUUAGCGUUGAUCUUGUAAAGUUUCUUCUUCAUUAAAGGUUCAAAUGAAUAUAAAUUAUGCUAGUAA
This is a messenger RNA of Prosopis cineraria, 1217 nucleotides long. RefSeq lists its product as uncharacterized. Gene Ontology annotation, biological process: arachidonate secretion; phospholipid metabolic process. The record is from RefSeq and is a predicted model, not a curated record. Gene Ontology annotation, molecular function: A2-type glycerophospholipase activity. Lineage: Eukaryota; Viridiplantae; Streptophyta; Magnoliopsida; Fabales; Fabaceae.